GCGGGGGUGGCGCGCGCAGGCGUGGUGCGGGCGGAGGGGAAGUGAGGCGGGCUCGCGCGGCGCCUUUUCCGGCGGUGCUGGCUGAGGGAGCGGCGCGCAGCGGAGCCGGCCCGAGCCCGCUGGCGGCCCUCAGGCAGGACGAGGAGCCGCCGCCCCUGAGCCGGCAUCCAUGAGCUGAGCUGCCGGGGCGAGAGCCAAGGCAGGAGCCGGGCGGAGCCGCCGCCUCAGGCCCGGCGGAGGAGCGAAGCGUGGCGCGGCUCCUCUUCCCACGGCGCCCGGGCUUCACCGCCUCGCCAGGCCUCCCCUCACCACCCUUCCCGCCCCGCUUCUUCCGCAGCCGCCCCAUGCGCGUCCGGCGCUGAGCCCCGUUUGCCCUUGCCCCGACACCAUCCUCCCGUGCGGACCGGUCCUGCUCUGGUUCGGCCCCCGCCCCGCGCGGGCUGCUCGGGAGGGUCGGCGUUAGCCCUCCGCUCCCCCACCCCGCACCUCGGAGGCGCCGGGCCCCUUGGAUGCCGCCGAGAUGGGCAAGGUGCUGUCCAAGAUCUUCGGUAACAAGGAGAUGCGGAUCCUGAUGCUGGGUCUGGACGCGGCUGGUAAAACCACAAUCCUGUACAAACUGAAACUGGGCCAGUCUGUCACCACCAUCCCCACCGUAGGCUUCAACGUGGAGACGGUUACUUACAAAAACGUCAAGUUCAAUGUGUGGGAUGUCGGGGGCCAGGACAAGAUCCGUCCCCUCUGGAGGCACUAUUACACGGGCACGCAAGGGUUGAUCUUUGUGGUGGACUGCGCCGAUCGUGACCGCAUCGACGAGGCCCGCCAGGAGCUCCACCGCAUUAUCAACGACAGGGAGAUGCGGGACGCCAUCAUCCUUAUCUUCGCCAACAAGCAGGACCUGCCUGAUGCCAUGAAACCCCAUGAAAUCCAGGAGAAACUGGGCCUGACCCGAAUCAGGGAUAGGAAUUGGUAUGUGCAGCCCUCCUGUGCUACUACGGGGGAUGGACUUUAUGAAGGGCUGACAUGGUUAACAUCCAAUUAUAAAUCCUAAUGAGAGAACAACUAUUUAGUCUACAAAGAAUUAAAGAAAAAACCCACAUGGCUUUCCAGAAUAAUGAUUCUCUACUGAAAAGUAAAACAAAAGUAUCCAUAGGAUUAUGAUCAACUUUCUCCAGUUACCACCCUUUCCUUCUGCAGUCACGACUUGGAUGGAUUCCUGUUUUAAAUCUUGCUCACGACUUGACUGGAUUCCUGUUUUAACUCUUCUUGCUUGGCGUUAGGAUGCUCUAAUCUCCGAAUGUGACACGAACACAAGCACUAGAUGCUAUGGCAGACUUCCAGCAAACAGGGGAAAGACACAUUGUAGACUUGCUAAGUAACCUUUUUUUUGUGUUUUCCUCUUGAUAGCCCUUAAGAUGGUUUGGUUAUUUUGGGGAUGGUUGGGGGAGGGGUACCAUUUUCAGUGUAUGCUUUCUGGUUCUACUUUUUUGAUUAUAUUUUUUUUCCUUCUGUCAUUUGCUGUAGAUUGCUACUUUUUUGCAUUCAUGCAGAAUAUGUUGAUAGGUCUGCAUCAUCUAGUAAACUGAAAAUUAUGGCUUAAAAUCAAACUGUAGUCUGUCUUUUUAUAUUAAGGACUUUUUUUUAAAAAAGUUCUGUUAACUUGCAACUAUAUAGUGACUCUCAGCCUGUCUUCUCAUCUCAGACUACUAAUGAAACGAAUCCUUGCCUCAGUGGCAGAUAGUGAGAAUACCAUUGUAACAUGUUCAAAGUGCAUAUCAAGUAUAAUGUUUGCUAGGUAAUGUAAGAACUGCUUUGAAAUGUCAGCUGUGAAGUUCUGAACCAUACAUCAUGCAUGAGAAAGGAUGCAAAUAAGUUCCCCAUACUACAUAGCAAUCAUAUAGCAAAUAAGACAUGAAUGAUGUAAUAGUUCCAGGGUAGAUACUGUUCAGUUUUCUUCUUGCAUUGCAGACUUAAGCAAUGUUUAGCUGCAGUUUUUACUACUCAUGUCAGUCUCCAAUUCAAUGCAAGAUAGGUUCCUUCCAGAAAAUGCAGCAAUAACAUGUCAGCAUGUAAGCUAGUUUUACUCCAGAUUGCAGAUGUGUAGGCAAAAAUCUAGUAAUGACUUGCCUGUCUUGUGAUCAAGACAAAUGGCUUUCAUCUCAAGGCAGCUGAAGACAUCUAAAUAUUAAAAAGAUUUCUUAUUCUUUCUGGCACGCACAUAGCAGAGAGGUAAGUUUUGGGUUGGAUUUUUUUUUUCCAUUUUGUAGACUUGUGAAGGGGCAAGUUCCAUGCUCAGCUUUAGUUGAGCUCAGUAAUUCUGACAUCUGAAUAAUAACCAUUUCAUGGAAAUAGUUACUGGUUUAGUUUUCCAAGACUUGACUGAACUCAUGCAAGUAGUUGCAGUCUUUGCCAUCUGUCUCAGUUGUUGCUGUAGUCCUGUAGGAAGGGAACUAUGUUGGAUGUCUGCAGCCCAUUGAGUAGCUACUAAUGAGAGCUGGGAGGGGAGAGAGUAUAUGACUAUGAAUGUAAACUUCCAUAAUUAGUUCCUAAAGGGCAAACAGCUCAUUUGCCAUAUCACAGUUUGCAGAUGUGACUGGCAAAAAAACCCACCCAGAACAAGUAUUAGUAUAAAAAAUCAAGCAUUAAUGCUGGGUGCAAAAAAUGUUAAAGCAGCUGGUUCUUAUUCAGCCUUAAGGAUUAACUUCACAUUUCCUCAAGGAGUUAAACUCAAUUGGGGAAUUCUAGGAAUGUAUGCUACAAAACCAGAAGAAAAUGGCUUUUUGUUUGUUUGGGUUUUUUUUCCCCCCCAGGGAUAUGAGUUUUACAUGAAAUUGGGGGCAUUACACUACAUUACAGCAGUGUUGACUCUGCAUGCUGAGUACAUUGUAUAUGGAGCUCUUACCAAAGAUGUAUAGGAAGAUAAAAAUACUGAAUUCUCUUCUGAAAUGAAAUGCUUUGGACCACUUAAAAGUUCCUUUAGAAUAUGGUUCCAAAAGACUUACCUUGAUGUGGGUUGCAAAUGGGACUGAAUGGGUUCUUGACACUGGAAGACAGAGCAUUGAUUGACUGUAAGCCUUUGUGAGUUAGAGUCUGUUAAAGAUUGAUGUAGAAUAACUGCAAUAUCAGGUUUGAAGAAGAGGAGGUGAGGGAUUUUUUCCACUCAAGGCUUUUUGCCAUUGGAGUAUCAUUGCUCUAUUUUCUAGCUGCCGGGUUUUUUUUCUUUUUUUCUUUUCUGUUGAUGUAACUUAACAAAUAGCGUGGUGGUAUAAAGACUAAAAAUACAAGAAUAUGGUUACUGUUUUCUUCUGGAGCAUAAAUAAAAUAGCCAAGCACAAAGUUAAUGCCUAAACUGGAAAACUUGAAGCUGUAUUAAUGGUUCUUGAACUUUCUUAAAUCUAUUCUCAGUCAACAUAGAAACUUCAAUAACUUCAUUCUUCAUCUAAGUUGUUUUACUACAUUUUCAAGUGCUGGGGCAGACUUCUUUGCUAGAAUUUGCAUUAAGUUGAAUUCACAGUUUUGUAUUUUCUUAGUAACUUUGUUAUUCUGUUUUUUAGGUGAAAGGAAACUGAUUAAGCUUCUGAUUUUUUUUAAUGUCUUUUUUGGGGGGUGUUGUGGGGGGAGAAAAAGUUACUGAACCAUGUGGUAAAGAUAUCAAAAAUAAAUUGCCAUUGCUACUGAACAAAGUAUAAAGGUUUCACCUUCAACAUGUCCUUUAUAGGUUGUAGCUGAACCUCACCACGAACUAGUGGCUCUUGGGCAGUGAACAUAACCUUUAGGAUCAAGUGGCAAUCUGUAAGAAAUUCUAUGAUUUAAAAACUGAUCUGGAUUUUAAAGUGCAUCAAUCAAUUUGUGUUCAUGUGAAUUUAUGGAGUAAGUUUUGAAUGGCGUUAAUCAUGUCUGAUAAGUGAAUGAGUCUGUAGACUGUGAUCUCCCUGACUAAAGUAAACAGGAAUUUUGUGUUCUCAAUAUGGCUGUAGUGUUGGUAAAGAACUAAUAAGCAGAAAAUAAAGCAAUUAUACAGCA
Messenger RNA from Melopsittacus undulatus (budgerigar), 4020 nucleotides. It is a transcript of the gene ARF6, whose product is annotated as ARF GTPase 6. The transcript is spliced from 2 exons. The record is from RefSeq and is a predicted model, not a curated record. NCBI's taxonomy places the organism in Eukaryota, Metazoa, Chordata, Aves, Psittaciformes, Psittaculidae. Gene Ontology annotation, biological process: vesicle-mediated transport; intracellular protein transport; regulation of dendritic spine development. Gene Ontology annotation, cellular component: ruffle; focal adhesion; recycling endosome membrane. Gene Ontology annotation, molecular function: GTP binding; GTPase activity. The coding region runs from base 521 to 1048 and encodes 175 amino acids.